CCAAAUUCAGUGGGCGGUCUUAAAUCAGGAAGAGCGAUGGAGAGUUUGACCCAAAAAACCAGAAGAAAAAAGAGAUGGUAGACCUGCGUGCGCUUCUCGCUCUUCGUGUUGAAUUUUCUCUCGUAAGAUCCCACUCUUUUUCUUUCUAGCCAACCAAACAACCAAAUUAAAACCCCCAGUCUUCGCAACGUUAUUUAACUUCUUUUGUUGAGCAGAGCCGAAACUUGCAGAAGGCUCACAUUUUCUCAUGGAUUCUCGCGUUUUCCUCUCACUCUCUCUCUCUCUCUGUUUCCUCUCUUUAUUCCCUGGUACCGCUGCUCUUCACUUCCCAGGUCGUCUCGAAGAUAAGAAAACACACGGAUCAAUUCUUAAAUUGAAGACUGAUGGUGUUUCGUCUGCUCCUUUUGAUCCCACUCGGGUCACCCAAAUCUCUUGGCGUCCCAGGGCUUUCAUUUACAGUAGGUUUUUGACUCAUGAGGAAUGUGAUCAUCUAAUUCAUCUGGCCAAGGAUAAGCUAGAGAAGUCCAUGGUAGCUGACAAUGAAUCAGGCAAGAGUGUACAGAGUGAAGUUCGGACGAGCUCUGGCAUGUUUCUUAACAAGGCCCAGGAUAAAGUAGUUGUCGGUAUUGAGGCUAGGAUUGCUGCUUGGACCUUCCUCCCUGAAGAAAAUGGGGAGUCCAUUCAAAUACUUCAUUAUGAGCUCGGUCAAAAGUAUGAGCCCCAUUCUGACUAUUUUCUUGACAAGGUCAAUCAAGAAUUAGGUGGGCACCGGGUAGCCACUGUACUUAUGUAUCUGUCUGAUGUUAAGAAGGGUGGAGAAACAGUCUUUCCUCAUUCAGAGGCUAAAGAUACUCAACUGAAGGAUGAUGACUGGUCUGACUGUGCUAAAAAUGGCUACGCGGUGAAACCUAAAAAGGGGGAUGCUUUGUUGUUUUAUAGUCUUCAUCCUAAUGCAACAACUGACCCAUUGAGUUUGCAUGGGAGCUGCCCUGUCAUUGAGGGUGAGAAGUGGUCCGCAACCAAGUGGAUUCACGUAAGGUCUUUUGAGAAAAUAUUAAAGCAUGCAAAUGGAGGUUGCAUUGACGAGAACGAGAACUGUGCUCGAUGGGCUGCUUCUGGGGAGUGUAAAAGGAAUCCACUCUAUAUGGUAGGCUCUGAAGGUGUAGUUGGAAAUUGUAUGAAAAGCUGCAAGGUGUGCUCAUCAUAGGAAUCCUUUUUCAGGCAUCUGCAUCUUCAUAAGAGGGGGCUUUGGACAGCAGAGGAAGAUGCAAAGAUACUUGCAUACGUAGCCAACCACGGCAUUGGUAACUGGACUUUGGUUCCCCACAAAGCAGGUCAUCCAUCUUUCUCAUCACAUUAAAUAUAUAUUUCAUUUCUGUUGUCUAAAAUGUUUUUGUAAGGUUUGGAUGA
This is a messenger RNA of Camellia sinensis, 1410 nucleotides long. NCBI's taxonomy places the organism in Eukaryota, Viridiplantae, Streptophyta, Magnoliopsida, Ericales, Theaceae. The record is from RefSeq and is a predicted model, not a curated record.